UUUCGUUCCUUUAAAUGCUUUCGUUCCGUUAAUGUUCUUUGCUGACUUCCAAGGGCAUAGACUUCGAGAAACAUGUCGAAUUUGGAUGAUCCUAAGUCGAACCACCAACACGUGGAACCGACACGGACUGAGCCCACAGCUCCACCGGUUGCUGACGUGGAGAACCAAGCAAACUCAGCCACCGCACCACCCACUUCGGGGUUCGGGUUUGGUGGUGCCGCGGCGAUUGUACAGCGAUGGAGGAGAGAAGAUUUGAUAAAGAAAGCAGCUUUGGCUUUAAGAGUAUUGGCUUUGAUUUUCUCUUUGCUUGCUUUUCUUAUCAUGGCCAGUAAUAAACACGGUGAUUGGAAAAAUUUUGAUAGAUACGACGAAUACAGGUACUUGUUGGCAAUAGCGAUUUUGUCGACCUUGUACUCAUUGGCACAAGCUUUGAGACAUGUUCAUGAACUUUCGACAGGGAGACAUUUGAUUCAAGUUCAACAGCGGACCUCUGGAUUGUUCGACUUUUUUGGAGAUCAGAUUAUGGCAUACCUAUUGAUAUCAGCAUCAUCUGCUGCAAUUCCUUUGACCAAUAACAUGCGAGAGGGUGUAGACAACAUAUUUACAGACUCUUCUGCAGCAGCCAUCAGCAUGGGUUUCUUUGCAUUCGUUUCACUGGCAUUGUUGGCCAUGAUUUCAGGAUACAAAAUAUCAACUCAGUCUUAUAUUUGAGAUGGAUUUUUUUUUUUUUUUUGUGUGUGUGUCCAUUGAUGAUUCUUUAUUGUAUUUGUUGUUUGCAUAAUACCUUUGCGUGUAAAUUUAUGUUUUCAAAGGGAAUACUUGGGCAUCCAUAGCCUUCAUCUGUUUGUAAGUGUUUGAAUUUGUUCAUCAUAUGCGGUAUGAGCUGAUUCGUGCAUAAAGAGAUUUCAUUGACUCUGUUUAUAAA
Molecule: messenger RNA, 925 nt
Organism: Quercus lobata
Lineage: Eukaryota; Viridiplantae; Streptophyta; Magnoliopsida; Fagales; Fagaceae
Product: CASP-like protein 4B1
Exons: 3
Coding region: 73-711 (212 amino acids)
Source: RefSeq, a predicted model, not a curated record